GUUUCAAUUUAGUGAUCACAGUGCGAAAAUAUACAAUCUACCCACACACAAAAUGCCAUCCGUUCAAAAGUUCAUGAUCAGUGGAGUAAUUCUAUUCUUUAUUCUAAGUGUUGAUCUGUGCUUAGGUGAGGAGAGUACGUUGAGUGAUGCAAGUGUUGGAGAAUCGAGAACAUUUGGACGUCACUUAUUCAGGAGGAUUAAUUUUGUUCUAAUCCCAACGGCAUUCGUAGUUGGGGUCAUAGCCACCCUUCUGGCUACAUUGACUGUUAUCUCACUGAAAGGUUUGGGAGUUGGCGUUAUUCUCUUGGUUCUCUCCAUUGGACAACUUCUGGCCAGGGGACUACCUCAGCUGACAACUCCACCAACUACUUAUGCCGCUUCUCCGGCAUCCAUUAUUUAUGGCAGGAGCGAUGUUAGGAACCCCGUUUGGAUUGAAAAAGAUUGGACUUCUUAAUCACGGUAGAUCGUACAUCCAAUACACCUAUUUAUUUAUUUAAAAAAAAAGUCAGUGUGUAAGUAGAAUAAGGUGAGAUUCUGCAAUAAAAGAUGAUAUCACGAACACCA
Lutzomyia longipalpis is the source of this 564-nucleotide messenger RNA. RefSeq names its product protein apnoia (gene apn). The transcript has 2 exons. NCBI's taxonomy places the organism in Eukaryota, Metazoa, Arthropoda, Insecta, Diptera, Psychodidae. The coding region runs from base 53 to 454 and encodes 133 amino acids. The record is from RefSeq and is a predicted model, not a curated record.